AUGCGUUGGUCUUUCCUGGACCUUCCCCCGGAGCUGAGGCUCAUGAUCUAUAAGCACUUAUCCAUCACCACAAAGCACCUAGUCCUGGAACGCUCACUCAACAAGUACGGUGGUGCGUCGACCAUUCGGCUAGUCGUAAAAUUUGCACCCGUCGAGAUCUUGAGGACCUGUCGGUUGAUCUACCAAGAAGCCUAUGCCUGUAUCAACAGGCUUGUGGAAAGAUGCCAACGCCUGCAAGUCAUUGUCGACUUGUCCAUGAUGAGAACCUUUUGUGGGAUAGUCUGCAGCACAGAGACUGAUGACGUGGGAAAGAUUUUCAUAAUGAUUAUGCAAGAGUCUUGUUCACCUACGGAUCGUGUGGUAUCGGCGGAAUACGCAAUUAAACUCCGAAACUUUAUGGAGCGGAGCAUCAAGUAUGUAAACCACAUGCUCAAUAGGUGCAUACUAGAGAUUGCCGUCACGAUACCAGAACAUGUCAGAAUAAUGGGAGGACAAACAAUAUAUCCACUGAUGGGUUUGCCAUGGAGAGCAGCGCAUCGGAGGCAAGAAUUUCGCUUAUAUGCUAGGGUGGAAGGGGAAUUGGAUGCCACGAUGGAGAUCGAGUACGGCAUGCUGAUAAGAGAAUGGAGUUGUUUUCUGCGUUAUGAUGGCCAAGAAGAUGCGAAGGCGCUCGGUGAUGUAGAAUGGCAAGCGGACUGGGAAGGAAUUGAGGUUCGGGAGAAUUACGUAGACGCAGAAGCGGUGUUGCAUGUGAUGAUAGAGGAGGCUCGCAGGCAACCAUCACGUCACCAUGUGUCGAGCUUCCUAAGGUUGGAAAACGAAGUGAGGUCUCUAGGACUCUAG
This is a messenger RNA of Bipolaris zeicola 26-R-13, 843 nucleotides long. RefSeq lists its product as uncharacterized. Bases 1 to 843 code for a protein of 280 amino acids. NCBI's taxonomy places the organism in Eukaryota, Fungi, Ascomycota, Dothideomycetes, Pleosporales, Pleosporaceae. The transcript has 2 exons. The record is from RefSeq and is a predicted model, not a curated record.